AUGACCAGCAUAGAUCUCUUGUUGAAUUCGUGCCGGCGUGUUCCGAAUCCUCGACUCGAGACAUCCAAUGAAGCUGCCGAUGGGGGCACAGCAGAUCGGCGACAAAGCUACGGACAAAGUGGGAAUAGCACCUAUCGUGCUAAUAAUACAGCAUGUCAUUUACUGAUCGAAACAUCAGUCGGGGCACUUCCCGUCAGCAUGGCGUUGCGAUGUAACCUGUCUACUAAUUUGGCGGAUGGAAAUGUGGUCAACCGUACGACAAACAAAUCCAAACUAGCCUCAUCAGUUGGUGCACUGCCGUCACACGCUCCUAUUUCGGUGAUGUGCAAGCUCAUACCAUGGACUGAGGAUCAACGAUAUCGAUUCGAGUCCCUACAAACACCGGAUGUACCACACUAUUUGUAUCUACGGAACCCAUAUGAAACAGCAUCGUUGGAAGUAAUCAUUUCGUUCUCACCAAAUUUCGACUGUAAUCCAGAGGAUGAACUGACCGACGCGGAUAGGAGUGAUCACCAUUCACCGGUGCACGAACGUGUGCAACAACUCCAUGCGUCCAAAAAUGACACAGGAACCAACGACAGCAUCUCGACAGCUGCAGCGGACUGGAGUGUGUCUUUGCUGCCUUGGCUGAAUGCGUCCUGGCCCGAGCUGACUCCAGAACGUGGUCGACGUCGUCCAAUGCGACGCAAUCUGGCAGACCAUUCACCUCCAUCUUGUUCGGGUUCUUUGGUGAAUCCGCGCAAUCCGGCCCAUCAAUUACUUGAUCAAUGUACACUCUGGUCCGCCCCAUCCCGUGUCUCUAUGCCACAGGCGUUUGCCAGUCACUUCACUUAUCAGCCCAAUUCCGGCCGAUAUUCGAGCGGGUUCCAGCUUCAAGCAUGGCAAGUGGCUGUAGUCCCCGUCGAAAUAGAUUCGCGCUUGGACUCUGGCGGAACCUUGGAAAUUAGUUUGCAGCUAAACGCUUUUGCAGUGACCCGACUGGUAAACAGUACACAUUCCCAGCCCCUUUUACGUCAAGUUAUUCUUCAUGGUUGUUUUGCUCGACACGUCACUUCAACUCCGUUUGGAUUUGUCGAUCCAAUCCGAUGCCCGCUCUGGCUCCGUUUGGCUACAGAUCGUGGUCUGGCCAUCUCGGUGGCACAUGCGUUGUCUAUUGCCGCGUCCAAUGUGCUCUCACGAAGUCAGCCACCACAUCGAAGUGAAGUUCCGCCAACACUGGACACUUCAUUUGACGACACAGUGGAUCGGAGUUUCUUGUAUCUACCCUAUCCUACCCCCGGCCAGUGGUACUUGAGCUUGUACGCUGAGUGUUAUCCAGUGGACGACUUGUGUUGGCAUUUGAUAAUCACCUAUGGCUUAAUUUUGCCUUCUUGCUUCUCCAGUCUUUCCUCUCAGGUUUCGAAUGCUUUGUCCAAAUGA
Messenger RNA from Echinostoma caproni, 1419 nucleotides. The record is from the annotation of a GenBank genome assembly. NCBI's taxonomy places the organism in Eukaryota, Metazoa, Platyhelminthes, Trematoda, Plagiorchiida, Echinostomatidae.